This is a messenger RNA of Octopus sinensis (East Asian common octopus), 2438 nucleotides long. Its product is annotated as 5'(3')-deoxyribonucleotidase, cytosolic type. Bases 943 to 1611 code for a protein of 222 amino acids. Gene Ontology annotation, biological process: pyrimidine deoxyribonucleotide catabolic process. NCBI's taxonomy places the organism in Eukaryota, Metazoa, Mollusca, Cephalopoda, Octopoda, Octopodidae. Gene Ontology annotation, molecular function: 5'-nucleotidase activity. The record is from RefSeq and is a predicted model, not a curated record. The transcript has 5 exons.
AGAAUGGGUAAAGUGGGCAACUACGUAUUUACUUAUGCAUGUUUACGUUUGGAGAUGAAAUCCCAUCGAAAUUAACUUAGCAAUCAAAGGACGAGCGGCAAAGUUGGUCUCGGAGGGAAUUCAGUGUAAAUCUUAUUCGACUUUACUCUUCGUUUUUCUGAGCAGACGAUUUAAUAGGUACCAGUCGAAUACUGAGGUUUAUUUAAUUAAUUAAUCCUAUCCCCUAAUAUUUGUGGCCUAGUGCCUAUUAUGAGAAAUUUAUAUCGUUAUUGUAAACAACUACGUAAUACCUGAUGGUGUUAAAAACACUCCACCCUGCUUCUCUUCAAACUUACGCUAAUCCCAUCGCAACCUGCUCUCUUCUCCAAGACGUCUAUCAACACUUUACUCACUAUCUGAACCACCCACAACUCGCUUCUCCCACACACGUUUUAUAGUUCCUCUCUCUCUCUCUCUUACGGAAAGGUGCCUCCCCUUUAUGUGAAUACUACCGUCCCUACUUCUUCAUUAAACUGAUCUACAUCUAUCUGUCUAUCUCCGUCUGGCUGUCAGUCUGAUAUACUAAAUUAGUAAGAGAAGUAGGUAGCGCCAUUGUUGUAGUUUAGUAGGAAAGCUAAGACCACUGCUAUCACAACCAACAUUACUACCAUUCUCUCUUUUAAUGUUUACUUACAAGCUCAGUUUUGUUUCACCGGCAAUGCAUUCGCUCUCAGUCACCUGCACUACAUCUGUUUAUUAACCAAUGUAAUAAUUUUAUUGUUAAAUCAAGCACAGACAUACGCAAUUAUACAAGAACAAUAAGAGAAAAUAAUUAUACGAACAUUAGUGAUCCAGUGUUCAGGAUUAUAUUCUGUUCACUGAGAAGUGAGAUCGUUGGCAAAUUUACGUCAACAACAACAAACACAAGAAGAACAAAAGUAAACAUAACCUUUAAAUCGAAACAUGCCUCGGUUAGCUGGGACCGAACCUACAGUAGUGGCCACACCGCCACAUGCCCCGUCGCAAAAGAAACUAAUUGUUUUAGUUGACAUGGAUAUGGUGUUGUGUGAUUUUGAAUCAUACUUUUUGGAGAAAUACCGUGAAAAGUAUCCGACGGAACCUUAUGUGCCAUUAGAAGAACGUUGUCAGUUCUACAUUCGGGAACAGUACGCCACUAUACGACAGGAUCUUUCGGUGAAAUGUCGUGAGAUUUACUGUGCUGAAGGAUUCUUCUUGAAUAUACCUGAAAUACCAGGAGCAGUGGCUUCUGUCAAAGAGUUGAGUAACAUGGAGAAUGUUGAAGUAUUUAUUUGUACCAGCCCACUUAUUGGAAAUUACAGAUACUGUGUCAGAGAGAAAUAUGAAUGGGUUGAAAAUCACUUUGGUAGUGACUGGUCAAGUAAAGUAAUAAUAACCGCAGACAAAACAGUGAUCAAUGGUCAUCUUCUUAUUGAUGACAGACCACAUGUAAGAGGUGCAAUGAAACAUCCAUCAUGGAAACAUAUUCUGUUCAAUGCCUGCCACAACAAUAAGAUGACAUUUCCUGAAAGCAAGAGACGACUUGAGAAUUGGUUAAAUGGUGAAUGGAGGGGGCUGAUUAGUGAGUUUAAGAAGAAACAUCUAAUUGAAUGAAAGACAGUGACAAAGGAAAUUUUGUGUGUGUGAGAGAGAGAGAGAGAGAGAGAGAGAGAGAGAGAGAGAGAAGAGAAAGAGAGAGAGUGAGAGAUAAGGCGGGGAGAAGUUGAAUGAAAGAGUGAGAAUCUGUUAGAAUAUUGUAUUUUUUUAUAGAUUAUAUUAACAUUUCCAUGUAAGAAUUCUGGUAAGAAUUUUGGGCAUUUAUUUACUACUGGGGCAAUUAUAAUUUUACAUUGUUUUGCUUCUACUAACCAGUAAGCUGUGAAAAAAAUUGUGAACCUUGUGUGUCAGCCAGGUAGACUGAGAAUGAUGAACUACCUGGCUCCUUUAGAGAACACGGAACAAAACACAAUGCCUGUACUUUAAUUUGUACUCAUGACCUUGUUUAUACUAAUGAAUGGUUAUAGUUUUUCUUUUUAAGAUGUAAGCAAUACAUAUUUUAUUUAUUGAAGAUUUAGUUUAAUAAUUACAAAUAUAAUACAAAACCACAUUAAAAUACAAAUCCAAGAAAACACAAACAUGAGUGAAGAAAGAAAGAAAGAAAAAAGAGGAAAAAGGGGAAGAAAGGAAAAAAAACAUAAAUUCAACACCAAGUGCUUCAAUUGGUUGCACAGCACAAGCUCGGUGGAACCCAUUGAAGCAAGCCAACAUGCUCUUGAUAUUACCAUGGACAAUGGUGAGGCUUAAGUAUUCGAAGAAUCUGGUGCUGGUGCUGGUCUUGAGUAAAUAAUUGCACUGUUUCAUCAUCAUCAUCAUCAUCAUCAUUUAAUGUCCGUUUUCCAUGCUAGCAUGGGUUGGACGGUUCGACUGGGGUCUGGUAAGCC